This is a messenger RNA of Microthlaspi erraticum, 795 nucleotides long. The record is from the annotation of a GenBank genome assembly. Lineage: Eukaryota; Viridiplantae; Streptophyta; Magnoliopsida; Brassicales; Brassicaceae.
AUGGAUCGAUCUCUGAAUCUCCUCGAUUUAGCCUUAGGCUUUGAUCAGGAGCAAGCUGAUGCAUCUCCACUAAGUGGGAAGCUAGUAUUGAUCGAGGAUUGUGUAGAGACUAGUGGCUCUUUUGUGCUUCACCAGCUGAUGAAGCGUGUUCUCUCUCCACAUUCCUCUGAAGCUCUCAUCUUUCUCGCCUUUGCUCGUCCUUUCUCUCAUUAUGAUCGAAUCCUGCGUAAACUGGGAUGCAGUUUAUCCACUCAAAAGGCAAACAAUCGGUUGGUUUUCUUCGACAUGCUCUUGAUGAAAUGCUCAGGUGUUGAAGAAACGAAAGAAAAUGCGAGUGCGGUUGCGAAACUAUUUAGGGAGAUUCAAGAAACUGUCCGAAAGCUAUGCAGUGUAGCUAAUAGCAACGUAACCGUUAUGGUUGAUGACAUGUCUCUCCAGGAAAUUGCUUCUACCGGUAACAGCAAUCAAGAUCAUGUCUUGGACUUUCUUCACUACUGCCACACGUUAACUUCUGAAAGCAACUGUUCGUUGGUCAUUCUCAACCAUGAAGAUAUAUACACGAGCAUGGAGAGACCUGCAUUUUUGCUGCAGAUGGUGUGCCUUGCUGAUGUUGUGAUAAAGGCAGAGCCUUUAGCCUCUGGUUUAGCAAAUGAUGUUCAUGGCCAAUUGAGUGUUCUGAACAAAGGGAUAAGCAGCAACUCAGGUCGAGGAAGCUCGAGGAACAAGUUGCAGAAUUUUCAAUUCAGGAUCAAGGAUAAUGGAAUCGAUUAUUUCUAUCCUGGUUGCAGAAGCUGA